AUGUUUCCACCUAAGUGGACGCGACUGUCCUGUACAGUCCGGUCCGGACCAGUGCAGAGGACAUUGAGUCUAUUCUCCAGCUCGGAACCUUCAAACUGGAGUAAAGUGGUAUCUGACGCCGAGAAGAUUGUGGGUUAUCCUACUUCCUUCAUGAGCCUCCGCUGUCUACUCAGUGACGAGUUCAGUAACGUCGCAAUGCAUGUCAAGAAGCUGGUCGGAACCCAACACCCCUUACUUAACACCGCAAGAGGUUUUGUCUAUGACAGCAGAAACAACCUUCAAAUGAGAGGACUGGUUGUUCUCCUACUCUCAAAAGCUGCAGGACCGAGCCGCACAUCCACAGAUCACUUAGCUCAGGACAUGGUUGGAGGCAUAUACCCCAGCCAGCGCAAUUUGGCAGAAAUCACAGAGUUGAUCCACACAGCCUUCCUGGUGCAUCGUGGAGUUGUCAAUUUAAAAGAGUUGACAGAUUCUGACGGCCUGCUGAAAGACAUGGAGUUUGGGAAUAAAAUGGCUGUCCUGAGUGGAGACUUCCUGCUUGCAAAUGCAUGUACUGGUUUGGCCCAGUUAAACAACACUAAGGUUGUUGAACUGAUUUCCAGUGCCAUCGGUGAUUUAGUUCAAGGAAUCUACUAUGAGAAUUCCAAUAACACUGAGGAGAACAAUCUUACCGCUGAAUUGGACACAACUGCGUGGGAGGAGCAGACAUUCCUGUCUCACGGGGCGCUGCUGGCCAAGAGCUGCCAAGCUGCAAUGGAGCUGGCACAACACGAUAAGAGGUCCCAAAGACUGGCCUACAAGUAUGGCAAGCACCUGUCAUUAGGCCACAAGCUUAACUCUGACCUGCAGCCCUUUGUGAAAAGCAACGUGGGCGAGCAGGUGUCUUUCAGUUUUAGCGCCGCCCCUGUGGUUUUUCACCGCCACAUCAUUGGCCCCGAGCGAUGGCAGCAGCAACUGCAGCAGGCCAAAACAAUGAGGAACCAGCUUGAUUUUUCCAAGCUUUUGGCAGCGGUGAAGUCAGAGAAAGGCGUGAGCUCGGCGGUCAAUUUAUGCUGUUACCAUGGCAACAGAGCUCUGGAGGCCAUCCAGGCUUUCCCCUCCUCCGAGGCACGGUCCGCCUUGGAAAACAUCGCCUCCGCCAUCAUGAAAUUUUGA
This is a messenger RNA of Nerophis lumbriciformis (worm pipefish), 1155 nucleotides long. NCBI's taxonomy places the organism in Eukaryota, Metazoa, Chordata, Actinopteri, Syngnathiformes, Syngnathidae. The record is from RefSeq and is a predicted model, not a curated record.